Messenger RNA from Kluyveromyces lactis, 2778 nucleotides. It is a transcript of the gene MRC1, whose product is annotated as chromatin-modulating protein MRC1. The record is from RefSeq and is a predicted model, not a curated record. The transcript has a single exon. Gene Ontology annotation, molecular function: anaphase-promoting complex binding. Gene Ontology annotation, biological process: mitotic G2 DNA damage checkpoint signaling; activation of protein kinase activity; mitotic DNA replication checkpoint signaling. The coding region runs from base 1 to 2778 and encodes 925 amino acids. Lineage: Eukaryota; Fungi; Ascomycota; Saccharomycetes; Saccharomycetales; Saccharomycetaceae.
AUGGACCUACUAGAUGAUUUGAACGUUGGCAUUCAUAAAAAGAAAGGCAAAACAUAUUCUAAAGCGAACGAUGCAGAAGAUGAAGAGCUGAACGUGGGAGAGCACAAGUUUCUAGCAGAGAAUCUGCUUGAAAGAGUCAAAAAGAGACUAAAUGGAGAUUCAGAUGAUAGCACUGCUUCGGCAAUUGAUAACAGUAAAAAAAGCACAUUCUUCUACAGUGAUACCGAUUUGUAUGAAGGUAAAGAGUUGGACGAUGAGUUUGAGGCAAUGCGUGAAACUGCUGCAGUACCAAAGCAGCGUGAAGUGGAAAUCCAACAGAAAAAACAUCCAAUAUCUCAGACACAAUUAAUUCCUACAUUCUCUUCAUCUUGGCUGGCAAAGACUCAAGUAAAUACUCAGGCACUGGAGGGCACCAACAGAACCAUUGAUAGACAACAGCAAGAUUUAGACACACAAUUGAACAAUGAGGAAAUUACACAGACUACACCAGAUGAACACACUCUUGAUAAAGCUGCAACCGAAAGUAAAUUGCUGCACAGUAAAGAAACUUCCUUUCGAAAUACUUCGUUUACAUUUAAGUUGACAACAAACAACAAUGAAGGACUACUGGCAACUAAACCAAAUGGAACUCAAAUAGAGAAUGAGCAAAAAGUGGUCGCUACUCAACUUGAUGUUGCUGAAAAGGAGAAAGCCGUGCCUCUUAUAAAAGAUACUAUAGAAGAACCACAUUUACCUGUAGCACCAUUAAAGGCUGUCCGAAAGAAAUACCUCCCUGAACAGUUCAUUGCAGCUUUUGAUGAUUCGGAGUCAUCCAACGCAGAAGAUCUUUCAGAUGAGGAAAAUGAUGCUGAUGAAUUGAAAGAUAUGGCAUCUACUCAAGAGUUAGUCACGAAACAGAAGAGUGUUGUUACUAAUAUGAAUGGGAUUAUUGCCAUUACUAUGAAAAAUAGUCCACAAAAUGUUAUUGAACUGAACUCUUCGUCCGAAUCUGAAGAUGACUAUAAAUCACAAUCGUCCAAGGCAGCAUUAUUGCUGAUUAAAGCUAAGAGAUCCAGGAAUAAGGCUACUAAAGCAAAGAACAUGCAUGUUUCUACAGUUGACUCUUUGAAGGAAUUGUUUACAUCUUUGAAAACAAAGAACAGAGACCAGAUACUUGAAUUUAGAAGAGAAAUAUCCGGUAAAAAAGGAAUAUCACUUGAAGCGAUUGAAGAUGAAAAGAUUCAAGUUGAAAAGCUUCUAGAGCAAGAGCUUGAAAGGAAUAGGAGAGUUAAACUAAGAGAAAAAAGAGAAAGAGAGAAAUCAAAAGAUACGAGUAAAGCUGCAUCUUCUGGUAGCGCAUCCGAUGUCCCUGAUAGCGAUGUGAUGGAGAGUGAUUUAAGCUUAUCAGAUAGUGAUGUCGAGCAGCAUUUAGGGCUACACGGGUCCACUGGUUCAGACGAAGAUAGCGCGGAUACAUCGGCAGCCCAUAAAAACAACAAUCCUAUAAUAGAUGAUGACGAGAGUUCUUCGUCAAGUGAUGAUAAUGAAGUCACCCAGGAGCCGAUUGGCAUCAAUUUAGGGCAUUAUGGCGAUAAUUUAACUUCCUCAAAUGUAACGGAAAAUGAUGGUGCUGAUCAAAGUGACAGAAAUGUGCCUUCAAAUUCAGAACUGAAGAUGAACAGAUCACAUUCAGCGAAAUUAUUGGUGGGAGAGUUAAGUUCCGAUUCCUCAGUAGACUCUGAUUCCUCAGAGGACGAGCUCGACGAAGUAGAAAGGAAUAGGCUUCAAGAAAGGGCUAAAAUGCGCCGAAGAAUGGAAAUAGAGGCAGCAAAAAAGCGGAAGCAAGUACUUAAAUCAACUGGUCUCAACAAAAUAUUGGAAAUGGAAGCAGAAGAAUCUGAGGAUGAAUGGCAUGGUGUUGGUGGUGCUGACGGAGAGAAUUCAGAUGACUAUGACUCAGAUUUGGAUACCAUGAUAGAUGAUUUUUCCAAAAGCAAGUUUGAUACCGCUUCAAUAAGAGAAAGGUUAGCCUUAGAGAACAAAGAAAUGGACGAAAGGAUGAUAAAUAAAAUCUUACAUGAUAUCAAUACCGGAGGCUUUCGUAAACGUGGCCGAGGAGCACUAGAUCUUGAGUUAAGCGAUGAUGAGGAUGAGUUACUACGACAGUUUAGGGAAAAAAGAAGAGAAAUAAUGAAACAAAAGCUACUAGAAAAUGUGGACGGUGUAGUCAAUAACUCAAAAUCAAAAGCCUUUUUCGAUAGUAUGGUGGAAGAUAUAACUAGAAAGUCAAUCCCUGCUGUCACAUCAUUCAGCAAUACUCGAGAUGAGAUGGGAAAGAAGAAAAUUGUCAUAUCAGAAGAGUUUGUUCAGAGUUCAUUAUCGUUUUUAAGUGCAAAAGAUGAUGAUAUCAAUGAAUUUGAGGUCACUGAAGCAGCACAUGAUGCAACUGAGGAUUUGGAAUCUUUGAAACAGCGAAGCAAUAUUAAAUCUCUCGAUUCCCCUCAAAGGAAUAGAAACUCCGCCUUCUUUGAUGAUGUGGAUGGUACAUCUCUGGACUUCAAAUUGCCCAGCAUCGUAAAGUCUUUUUCGUCAAACUCAGAUGUUAAUGACAAGUUCAAAACGGGGAUCAAAACUGUUACUAUAUCUAAAUCUUAUAGAGUAGCCUCUGGUUCUCGAUCUGCCAUCACUUUCUUGGGUAAAAAGAGAAAAUUGAAGGCACCCCAAGGCCGAAAAUCCACACCGUUGGUACGCAAACCAACAUCUAGCUUGUUUGACUCCAAUUCCGAUAGUUUCACCUGA